UACUUAUUAUAAAAGUCCCCUUCAUUUACUUCACUUUUCAUAAUUAAAAAACAUAAAUUAAAAGGAGAAAAGGUAAUUCAAAAACAAAUUAAAAAAAGAAAAACAUAAAUAGAAAGUAAAGAAUUUGAUUACCAACUGAAAUAAAAUAUGAGCACAGAGAAUCAAAAUUAGCAAUAAAAACCUGCGCAGGAUCCAGUUUCGUGCUACCAAGCGUAGCCCUAAAGAAAUUUAUUGCAUGAAAAAAGAAAAAAUUAAGAUGGCGAAUGGAAAGUAGAGAGAUCUUAUGAAGUACUAAGCAAAUUAGGCAAAGGAGGAUUUGCUAAAGUCUACCUUGCAAAAGAUAUUUCAUCAAAUGAGUAAUAUGCAAUAAAGGUAGUUGACAAAUCCUCAUUAGAAAAGGAUUCCUUCAAAGAAAAGUUGAACUAAGAAAUAAAGAUUUAGAAAAGUCUAAACCAUGAAAAUGUAGUUAAAUAUUACACUUCUUUCGAGGAUUCCUAGAAUGUUUAUAUAGUACUUGAGUAUUGCAGCAAUUAGACUUUUAAGGAGCUACUGGACAGAAGAAAAAGAUUAACUGAAAUCGAAGUCAAGAGCCAUCUUUUUCAAAUAAUCUAAUCCCUCAAAUAUAUCCAUUCGAAAGGAGUUAUUCAUAGAGAUUUAAAGAUAGCAAACAUAUUUUUAAAUGACAAGAUGGUAGUCAAAUUAGCAGACUUUGGUUUAUCAGCUAUGAUGAAGAAUGCUCAAAAAAGAAAAACUGUUUGCGGGACUCCAAAUUAUAUAGCUCCUGAAGUUCUUAAAAAUCAAGGUCAUGAUUACUUAGUUGAUAACUGGGCCAUUGGAGUGAUAGUUUAUACAUUUUUAAUCGGUAAGCCACCAUUCGAAGAAAAAGAAGUUGAAAAUACUCUGAGAAACAUCAAGGCCAACAGAUAUUCUUUCCCUGAAAAUUGUACAAUUUCAAAAGAAGCAAAAGAUUUUAUUUAAAAAAUCUUGGUUCCUAAUCCAGACUAGAGAUUAACUAUGGAUUAAAUGCUUCAACAUCCAUUUAUGAAAAGUGAAGAGUAUUAUAUUCCUAAAACAUUCCCAAUAAGCACCUUAGCACUUCCUCCUACUGCUAACUAUUUAAGAAAAUUACGCAAAAGCGAGUCUGUUCUAGCUCCGAAAUCUUAAUUAUAAUUAGCAAAUAAUGGAGCUCAGCCUUAUGAUUAUAAUUGCCAGAAUGAAAACUAAACACCUCAUAUAUCAACAACCCAAUCCACAAAGCAUUUUUAGCGUAGUAAUCACUUCUACUAAACCCAAAGCAGCAGUACUGCUAACUUUAAACCUACUUCACUAUCUCAGCAGCAUGCUACUACAAAUUCUAAUAACUUAUAGGACACUAAUUCUACUAAUACAAACGAAAAUAAUACAAUAAGCAGUAACAACCCUAAUAAUAAUGAGAUAAACAUAGCUAACUAAGAAAAUGACAAUUAUCAAUUAUUGCGCAUGAGAAGCUAAGAAAAUAUUCAAUUUUCUCGUUAAUUCUAAAAUUACUUCUAAGGUAAAAAAGAAAACUCUCUCCAAAAGUACCCAAGCAGUUAAUAAUUUACUGGAAAUCCAAUCUCAUCUAAUUAAAAUAUACUUAAUUAGCACUAAAGUCCUCCAAAAAAUUUAAAUACAGCUGCUGGAUAUUCCUCUGUAGAGAAGCCAAGUUACUCCCAAAGCUCUUAAACAAAAGUCCCAACCCUUACUUCUUCUUAAAAAUUCGAUAUCAAAAAAUAUAAUACUAUUCACAUUUCUGACACAAAUUAAAAUUAAAAUCAUAACAAAGCCAAUAAUCCUUAUUACAAUCUUCCUGCAUAAAGUGGUUAGCAAAACUCAAAUUAGUCACCUUUAGAGUAAAUAAAUCUUCUGACUCAAAAGUAAAAUAUUUAUUUAUUCGAUUACAUUGACUGCAGCAGCAAAUUUGGUCUGGCAUACUACUUGAAUAACGGAAACGUAGGUAUCUUACUGAAUGAUGGAAAUGUAACCUAAAUCGUUGAUGAAACGUUUGAGCACAUCUAAAAAGUUUAAGACAACUAUGUUAUUCAAAAGUAUCCUAUUAAAUAGAUACCUCCCUCAUGCUAAAACUUGUUUAGACUGACCACAAAUAUAAAAGAAUACUUCCUCAACAAAUACAAACUUAUUUGUCCGAAAGUUGAAUUGUAAGAAGGAGAUUUUGAAAAAGAAGUCUAUCUGAAAAAGUUCAUUUCAACUAAAUAAGCUUCCUUUUUUAGAUUUAGUAACAAAGAUCUUUAAGUUAUUUUUAUUGAUAAGAGUGAAGUUGUUAUCACUUAGCAAAAUAAAAAUCUAUACUUCAAAGAUAAGAAUGGAACUCAAAAAAUUCACACAUUAAACCAUGAAGAUAAGUCUUCGUUACCUCAUAAUAUUAGAAAAAGAAUAUUGUAUAUUAAAGAUGUUUUCCUAAGUGGUAAUCACUCAAAGACACAAUAAGCUAACAAGCUACAAGGAACUGAUAACUAAUAAAAUAGUGGCUAAAACCCUACAAAAUACUCUUCAACUACUCCUAGCAGUAAUAAUUAAGUUUAACCUUCCUCUGUCCCUUGCUCUCCCCCAAUCUCAUCUUUAACUCAUUCAUCAAGUUAAAACUAAAAAUUAACGCAAGCUGCUAAUAAUAUUGUUAACCCUGCAUAGCAAAUGUCGGCAUCAUCCUUAACUUAGUAUUAAUCUGUACCACUUUAAAAUGGUUAAAAUUAAGCAUCUAUGUUCAAUUCUACUUACCAAUAAGGUUUUAAUUAAAAUAAUCCUUAGUCAUCUUCAUUAUCCCCUUUAAAUUCUAUCAAUUAAAAUAUAUCUCCAGUUUAGUAAGACCCUAACAAUAAUAUUAGCAACAAUCUCCAAAACAAUAUAUAAUUCAGCUAAAUAAUGAAAACAAACAAUAACACUACCUCUUCUACUAACAACUCUGUAUCAACAUCAUAAUAAACUCCAUAAUAAUAAGUGCUUAACCAAAUUAAAUACAAUAAUAGUUAACAACUCUCUUAAACUGCAAAACUAUCACUUUACUAGUCUUAAAAGUUAAGAGUUUCUGUUGAAAAUUAUCAAUCUCCUGUCUCAAAGCCUGUUUAAAACGCUCCUUCAGUCUAUCCUCUUAAAAUGUAUUAAUGA
Messenger RNA from Tetrahymena thermophila SB210, 3141 nucleotides. Its product is annotated as Serine/Threonine kinase domain protein. The record is from RefSeq and is a predicted model, not a curated record. Gene Ontology annotation, cellular component: cytoplasm; centrosome; spindle pole. NCBI's taxonomy places the organism in Eukaryota, Ciliophora, Oligohymenophorea, Hymenostomatida, Tetrahymenidae. The transcript is spliced from 8 exons. Gene Ontology annotation, biological process: protein phosphorylation; mitotic cell cycle; regulation of cytokinesis. Gene Ontology annotation, molecular function: protein kinase activity; protein binding; ATP binding.